Messenger RNA from Gryllus bimaculatus (two-spotted cricket), 1469 nucleotides. Lineage: Eukaryota; Metazoa; Arthropoda; Insecta; Orthoptera; Gryllidae. The record is from the annotation of a GenBank genome assembly.
GUAGUAUCGGCAAUACAUCGCAUAAAUAUUCACUAUUUCAUGACGUGUCUCUGGUCUCCGGCGUUGGUCCACGUAAGUCCACGGCAAUUAUGCUAGAGAAGCCAUCUAGUGGUGACGAGUGGAAACAGGCCUGAUUCGUGAAAACCAGAGAGUAUUGGAGAGAAAACUGCCGGGCUCUUGGCUGUGUCAUGUGUGUCGUGUGGUGUCGUCUGUAUUCGUAGACUGUCGUAGACGUUCAGGGUCGUUGGUUUGGGAUUUUAAUACUGAAUUAGGGGAAAUGGACUAAGCCUCACGAGUGUUUAGAAUUGCAUUUUCGUAUUUUUAUGUUCGUCGUUUUUCUUCCGCUUUCCUCGGGCUACUUACUCUUUAAUAAUAGAUGUGUUUCAGUAAAUGUCACCUUAAAUUGUGAGACAUAACUAUAAUAGUUCGUAGAUAGAAAUUAAGUAGAAAGUGUAAUGAUGGAAGGCAACAAGGAUGAAGCAGACAGGUGUAUUGAAUUGGCAGCAAAGUUUAUUGCGGAAGGAAAACGAGAAAAGGCAGAAAAAUUUCUCCAGAAAGCAGAACGACUUUAUCCUACUACAAAAGCUAAAGAUCUAUUGGAACUUUUGAAGUCUACAAAUAAUUCAACCCCUCAGUCAGAAACAGAAGAACUACCGAAGAAACGACGUACUACGGUUAAAAAGGAGGAACCAAAACACCAAGAGACAUCUGAUACUGAACCAUCAAUUAAUAAAGAACAUCUAGAAGCGGUGAAAAGGGUAAAAAAAUGUAAAGAUUAUUAUGAAAUUUUGGGAGUGACUAAAGAGGCAACAGAUAGUGAAAUCAAGAAAGCAUAUAAAAAGUUAGCUCUACAAUUGCAUCCUGAUAAGAACAAAACCCCUGGAGCUAAUGAAGCAUUUAAAGCUAUAGGAAAUGCAGUUGCUAUUUUAACUGAUCCUGAGAAAAGAAAACAAUAUGAUCUCUAUGGGUCAGAAGAGGAACGACUGCAGAAUGUUCAACGUCAACAUCGCACCAAUCAUUUUGAAUAUAAUUACACCAGAGGCUUUGAAGCGGAUUUCUCUGCUGAGGAGCUGUUCAACAUGUUUUUUGGUGGAGGAUUGCCCCAGCAGAAUGUGUACAUGCGCCGUGGAGGAAGAUGGCAACAUGCAAGUGAAAGUCAACAGCAGCGGACUGAGCCUGCUAGUGGAUAUAAUGUAUUGUUACAAAUGGCUCCUAUCAUCUUAUUGAUCAUUCUUUCCAUGAUGAGUAAUUUCUUUAUUUCGGAUCCUCUGUACAGUCUACAUUCAAGUUCGAAGUUUCCUGUGAAGAAAACUACACAAAACCUGAGAGUACCGUAUUAUGUGAAAGAAAACUUUCAUUUAGAAUACCAAGGAAGCCUCAGGAGAUUAGAAUUGACGGUUGAAGAAGAACACGUAACAAAUCUUCGUCAGGCAUGUUAUCGAGAGAAGAAUUAUCAAGUACAGAUCUGA